This is a messenger RNA of Diplodia corticola, 1593 nucleotides long. Its product is annotated as mitochondrial pyruvate dehydrogenase kinase. Gene Ontology annotation, molecular function: pyruvate dehydrogenase (acetyl-transferring) kinase activity. Gene Ontology annotation, biological process: regulation of glucose metabolic process; protein phosphorylation. Bases 1 to 1593 code for a protein of 530 amino acids. The transcript is spliced from 2 exons. Gene Ontology annotation, cellular component: mitochondrion. The record is from RefSeq and is a predicted model, not a curated record. Lineage: Eukaryota; Fungi; Ascomycota; Dothideomycetes; Botryosphaeriales; Botryosphaeriaceae.
AUGCUGCGCUCACUUCUCAGGCCUGCUUCCAUACCGAUCCGUGGCAGCAGCACGCCCACCGGGACAGUAGUCUCUCGGGCAACAGCGCCGACGAUCCGCGCUCGGCAGCUCCAUCUGCCAACCAAGACCGUCACCGACGAUGACAUCGCCCAGCUUGCCGCCAGCCCGCUACAUCCUCUAACCCUCGCCGACCUCGUCAAGCAUGGAAGACCGCCGCUCACCGCCGAGCAGCUCUUCGACUCGGCCAACUUCACCCUCUCGAUCCUGCCUGCGCGACUGGCCCAUCGCAUCCAGUCGCUGCGCAACCUGCCCUACAUUGUCGUCUCGAACCCCCACGUGUCCAAGAUCCACGGCAAUUACCUGCACUCCCUCUCGACACUACUACCAUGGGCGGAGAAGCGCGUUGAGAGCCUAGAGGAUGAGAUUCGCUUCACCGAGCUCAUGGCUGACCUAGUGCACACCCACGCAAACACCAUCAGCAUCCUGGCACGCGGCUUCCUCGAAGCCCGCCGGUACAUCAGUCCGCAGGAGGUGACGCGCUUCCUCGACGAGCACCUGCGCGCGCGCAUCGGGACGCGGCUGAUCGCCGAGCAGCACAUCGCGCUGCACAUGAGCUCGCAGCCGCACAACGAGCUGGUCCAGGAGGAGGACGGGGGAGGGGGCAAAGCAAACGCAAGCGCCCGGAGCGGCGACGAAGCCGCGGCCAAGUCGAGCUUCAUCGGCGUCAUCGACACGGAGCUGCGGCCGGCCGACGUCGUGCGCCACUGCGAGAACAUGGUGUCGGAGAUCUGCGAGCUCAAGUACGGCGUGCGGCCGCGCGUCGUCAUCACGGGCGAGCCCGACUACGCCUUCGCCCACAUCCCCAUGCACCUCGAGUACAUCGUCACCGAGCUGCUCAAGAACGCCUUCCGCGCCACCGUCGAGCGCGGCGUCGAGCGCGAGCCCAUCGAAGUCACCAUCGCCCCGCUGCCCGAGACGCCCGUCCCGUCAACCCCGCCGCCGACUCCAACUCCAACCCCUCCCGCCCCCGCGGCCGCCAACCCGCAGCCGCACCGUGACGGCGAGAACGAGAACGAGACCGACACCGACACCGAAGCGGCGGGCAUCACCAACGCCGACCAGGGCAACGCGGACCGCGCGAGCAAGACGCCCGCCAUGCUGGCCAAGGAGGCGCAGUCGCCCGCCCGCCGCCGCGCCACGGGCGGCAACAUCCGCCCGCUCGAGCGCAGCACGCCCGGCGUCACCAUCCGCAUCCGCGACCGCGGCGGCGGCAUCGCGCCCGCCAACUACGGCCGCAUCUGGGAGUACAGCUUCACCACCUUCAACGAGGACGACGCGCGCGCGUCGCUGCAUGGCGGCGGAGGUGGAGGCGGUGUCGGUGGUGGACAUCCGCUCGAUGCGUUGAGCGCCAUCAGCGGGCCUGGGGGGGAUGCGGGGAAUCCGACUGGGGCCAGUCUGGCUGGUUUGGGGUACGGUUUGCCGCUGGGCAGGGCGUAUGCGGAGUAUUUUGGUGGCGGGAUCGCUGUGCAGAGUCUUUGGGGGUGGGGGACGGACGUGUAUUUGAGCUUGAGGGGGGUGGGGAAGGUGGAUUGA